This is a messenger RNA of Notolabrus celidotus (New Zealand spotty), 1839 nucleotides long. Its product is annotated as zinc transporter ZIP11-like. The coding region runs from base 112 to 1131 and encodes 339 amino acids. Gene Ontology annotation, molecular function: zinc ion transmembrane transporter activity. Gene Ontology annotation, cellular component: membrane. The record is from RefSeq and is a predicted model, not a curated record. NCBI's taxonomy places the organism in Eukaryota, Metazoa, Chordata, Actinopteri, Labriformes, Labridae. Gene Ontology annotation, biological process: zinc ion transmembrane transport. The transcript has 10 exons.
GCGCGAGCUCCUGCGACAGGGGGCGGAGCUUCGGCUGUCCCGGACACGUGUCCCGGGAAGCAGGAAGUAAAUACUGAGGAGGAAUCACACAGGACAGACCAGUUUGGCACGAUGCUGGAAGGCCACAGCCCGAUGGUACAGGCCCUGUUGGGGACUCUGUUUACCUGGGGUCUGACUGCUGCUGGAGCAGCCUUAGUAUUUGUCUUCUCCAGCCAUCAGAAAAGAAUCUUAGAUGGAAGUUUAGGCUUUGCAGCUGGGGUAAUGCUGGCUGCUUCAUAUUGGUCGUUGCUUGCACCAGCCAUUGACAUGGCAGAGGAUUCUGGGAAGUACGGCUCAUUUGCUUUUGCUCCAGUAGCUGCAGGAUUCACUCUCGGUGCUGCAUUCGUCUACCUUGCCGACUUGGCUUUGCCCCUGCUGGGUGUAAGUGAUGACCCGCACUCCGCCUUGGCUCUGCCUUCUGAAUCCAAGGUGGUGAAGGAGAAGUCAGAGGAGCCACUCCAACCCUGGGACACUGAUGAGAUGUCUAUCAGGAUAGGUAGAGCUCGUCCUCUCUCAGAUAAAAUUGAGAAUGGUGACGUUUACCAGAGGAGAAGAGCACCUCAUGUGGAGACCUCAGACGACAGGGACACAGGAAGUAAACAGCCAGAACAACUCGGGCGGUCGGGAAGCAGCUGGAGGAGAAUCCUGCUCCUUAUACUUGCCAUCACCAUCCACAACAUCCCAGAGGGUUUGGCUGUCGGGGUUGCGUUUGGAGCCAUUGGAAAGACUCCGUCUGCUACUUUUGAAAGCGCCAGAAAUCUGGCCAUUGGAAUUGGAAUCCAGAAUUUCCCAGAAGGACUGGCAGUAAGCCUGCCACUCCGGGGGUCAGGGAUUUCAACGUGGACGGCAUUUUGGUACGGCCAGCUGAGCGGCAUGGUGGAGCCUAUAGCUGGGCUGCUCGGCGCUGCUGCCGUCACCUUGGCAGAACCUCUGCUGCCGUAUGCGUUGGCGUUUGCUGCCGGAGCAAUGGUGUACGUGGUUGUGGAUGACAUCAUACCUGAAGCUCAAGUCAGUGGAAACGGGAAGCUGGCGUCCUUCACCUCCAUCCUGGGCUUUGUGGUGAUGAUGUCACUGGACGUCGGGCUGGGGUGAUGACAUCAGAACAUGUGGCGCUGUGUGCACGGACCCUGAUGGCCAUAAAUCUGACUGUAGUGCUGCUGACUUUUUUAAAAAGGGGACCAAAAUGAGAAGUGAACCGUUGAUGCAGCUCUGUUUGAGUCGUCGUCACCUGAACCUCAGUAAUAAUGAGACUGAGGAUGAGGAUGUAAAACAAAGUGUGAGGGUUUCUUGAUUUAAUGUAUUUUGUUAAUUUCCAUGUAGGUGUCUGAAGAGCAGCUGUUAAACAAUGAGAGUUCAGUUUGUUAUUUUUUAUUCUGCUUUAUUACCUCUGGAUCAUUUGAUUUGGUCAUUCAUGUAAUUUAUAUUUACAGCUGAUGAAUGAUCAUGUGUGUUUGUAUCUGAAGGACAGCUCUGGUGACGUCUUGGUGAACUCCUAAACCUCUAAUCAAGACUUUUUCUAAAUUACAGUAAUCCGUCUUAAUCUCUUUCUAACUCAGUCAGGUCCAGUGAUGCAGACUGCGUCCCCCUUCUCUUUUGAAAGGCACAGCUGUAUCCACACCUCCACAGACCAUGUGAAGGAGCUGUGAUCUGAGUGUGCGGACUCGUCUGGUACCGCCUUGUUGAGCAUGAAUGUACUUCCUGAAAACACAGCUAGCUCCAAAAAGCCCCGGGGUUUAUUCAAUGAUGUAUUCCCUGAAAGAGUUUACAAGUUUAUUUAAUUAAAAUCUGCUUCAUUUCUCA